AUGACACGUACCCUCAUCAUCUUCGGCGCGGGGCCAGGAAUCGGUAAUCACGUGGCUUCUGAAUUCGCGUCUAAAGGCAUUGAGCAUGUCAUCCUUCUGUCGCGCAACACAGAACGUCUCGAGAAGGAAGAUGCGCCUUUUGUCAGCAAAAGCAACUCCUCCGUCAGAGUCGACACCCUGCGCAUCGAUCUUGCGGAUACAAAGGCUAUCCCGGAUGUACUAAAGCAGCUAGACAGCAUGACCGAAGGCGAGGACGUAGAAGUCGUCUUCUUCAACGCUGCUCGCGUAAAGCCAAGCGAUGUCCUGGGUGUCAGCGUGGAGGAGAUUGAGGAAGACUUUAAGACCACGAACCUCGCCCUCUACGUCAUAGCACAGCACUACAUACCCAGACUCCAGAGCCUGGCCAAGUCAAACUCGUCGCUUAAGCCCGCUCUUCUCGUUACAAACAGCCAUCUGCCGUGGGAUCCUGUGCCGCAACUCCUUUCGCUGAGUCUGGUGAGGGCUUCGCAGAAGAAUAUGGUGGAGAGCUUCAGUCGUGCGUUCAGUGAUAGCGGUGUGCACAUCGGGCUUAUCUAUGUCGAGGGAGUUGUAGCACCGGAGAAUAAGGUGUUGAAUCCGAAGACGAUUGCGGAGAGGACUGUGGCAUUUUGGGAGGGUGGGGUGGGGGUUGGCGUUCACAUCGAGGAAGUGUAA
Alternaria viburni is the source of this 693-nucleotide messenger RNA. RefSeq lists its product as uncharacterized. NCBI's taxonomy places the organism in Eukaryota, Fungi, Ascomycota, Dothideomycetes, Pleosporales, Pleosporaceae. Bases 1 to 693 code for a protein of 230 amino acids. The transcript has 2 exons. The record is from RefSeq and is a predicted model, not a curated record.